AGGGAAUCUAGUUUCAUUCAUUCCUCCUGGCAUUAUUCUUCCCUUUUAGGACUCGUCAGUAAGUUGCUGACUCCAGGUAUUGUGCUGGUAAACAUGGCGGCCACACGUCGAUUCAGCUCUCAGUUGCGAUUGAGACCGCCGACCUUUUCAGUGCUCAAUUCAACAUUGAUUUUCGCAUUCAUUGCAGCAUUGCUGCUCGUAUCCACGAAAGCGGCUUCGCGAAACCCUUUCUUAGACUUGUCGGCCAGAUUUGACGGUAGAUCCGAAGCCAGAUUCGAUGCCACAUUCGGCAAUCGACGGUCGGUAGACGCCAAGCCGCCGGCGGUGCACAAUCAGCCGUUGAUCGGCAUCCUCUCACAGCCAGGGGACGGCGACGGGGGACGCGCGCCGCGUGUGAACGCCAAGGGAUGGGCGAAUGCGGGGAAUCUGGAGGUGGAAUCGAGGCGGCGGGAGGAUCUUAACGUGUCUUAUAUCGCGGCGUCUUAUGUGAAGUGGGUGGAGAGCGCGGGAGCGAGGCCGGUGCACAUCCUCUACGACGACCCCGACUGGUUGCUGGCGAAGAAAUUCCGGGCCAUCAACGGUCUGAUCCUGCCAGGGGGCGGCACGGACCUCGUUCCAGGUCCCUUCUUCACCGCCGUGGAGAAGCUGCUCAAGAUGGCGCUGGCAGCCAACGACGCAGGGGACUACUUCCCCGUGCAGGGCACGUGCAUGGGCAUGGAGGCGCUGACCAUCUUCUUCAGCCAGGAUUUCAACAUCCUCGAGUCAAAGGCGUUCGAUGCGGAGGACAGCCCAGAGGCGCUCAGGUUCACAGAUGACGAGUCCAAGAGGCGCGCCUACUUCAGCUGGAUGACUCCGGACCUGCUGGAGCGCAUUCAGAAAGAGAAGAUCACCAUGGAGAAUCACGAGGACGGCACUACAGUGGAACGAUUUCUAUCCAACGACCACCUGAGGGAGUUCUUCCACAUCCUCACCACCUCAAUCGACAGAAACGGCACUGAAUAUGUGACAACCAUAGAGGCGAGAAACUACCCUAUUUACGGCACUCAGUGGCAUCCAGAGAAGACGGCGUUUGAGUGGGGUCUACCGCACAUCCCCCACUCGGCCCAUGCUGUGGCUGCUUGUCAGGCCACUGCCAACUUCUUUGUCAAUGAGGCCCGUCGCUCCACGCAUCGGCCCGAGUCAGAAGAGGAGAUGGAUGACAUGCUCAUCUACAAUCAUGCGCCGAUAUUCUCUGGCAAGAAUGGGAGGGGCUUCUUUGAGCAGUCGUAUGUUUUCAAGGAGGUAUCCAAGGCUGGUGUUGUAUAGAUUUUAGGAAUUUUCAAGAGAUGGCAAGUGUUACUAUUGUGGAAUGGAUAUGUUCAAUCAUGGGUAAGCUCCUGAAAGCCAAACCAGAAAUAAGUGCCACACGUUAUACGCACUGAUCUAGCCAAUGCUGAGCAUAUUUGAGAGUUGUGUUGUUCAACAAUAUCCAGUAUGCAUUGUGCUAGUGCAAGUGUUUCUCAAUAAUUACAGUUAUUG
This is a messenger RNA of Closterium sp. NIES-67, 1518 nucleotides long. The record is from the annotation of a GenBank genome assembly. NCBI's taxonomy places the organism in Eukaryota, Viridiplantae, Streptophyta, Zygnematophyceae, Desmidiales, Closteriaceae.